Toxorhynchites rutilus septentrionalis is the source of this 1704-nucleotide messenger RNA. RefSeq lists its product as uncharacterized. The coding region runs from base 1 to 1704 and encodes 567 amino acids. Gene Ontology annotation, molecular function: nucleic acid binding. NCBI's taxonomy places the organism in Eukaryota, Metazoa, Arthropoda, Insecta, Diptera, Culicidae. The transcript has 3 exons. The record is from RefSeq and is a predicted model, not a curated record. Gene Ontology annotation, biological process: DNA integration.
AUGAGAACUAUCCGUUAUCCGUUGGAUGAACUUCUCAAGAGCAGCACAUCAUUCAUCUGGACUCCGGAAUGCCAGCAGACGUUCGACAAAUUCAAGGAAAUAUUGUCCUCCGAACUCCUGCUCACCCAUUACAACCCGGAACAGGAAAUUAUAGUAUCAGCCGACGCAUCAUCAGUCGGAGUAGGAGCAACAAUAAGCCAUAAAUUUCCUGACGGCAAGGUCAAGGUUAUCCAGCAUGCUUCUCGGGCACUCAACGCUGCCGAACAACGAUACUCCCAGCCGGAUCGUGCAGGUCUUGCGAUAGUGUUUGCGGUAACCAAAUUCCAUAAGUUCAUAUUUGGAAGGAGGUUCCAGCUUCAAACAGACCAUGCACCGCUUCUACGUAUUUUCGGGUCCAAAAAGGAGAUACCGGUUUACACGGCCAACCGGCUCCAACGUUGGGCCUUAACAUUGCUUAAUUACGACUUUUCCAUGGAAUACGUCCCGACCGACAAAUUUGGAAAUGCUGACGUGUUGUCCAGGCUCAUCAACCAUCAUGCCAAGCCGGACGAGGAUUUCGUCGUAGCGUGCACCAACUUAGAAGAUGAUUUGAGUAUGGUACAACAAGCAACCAAAACCGAUCCAGUAUUGCGGAAGAUUCACCGUUUCAUCCGAGACGGGUGGCCAACAUCCAAGUCUGAAACGCAAGACAUUGAUCUGCGGAGAUUCCAUGAUCGUCAAGAGGGAUUAUCGAUCGUCCAGGAUUGCAUCAUGUUCGGGGACAGGUUGGUGAUCCCCUCCAUUUACCGAAAAAGGUGCUUGGCUCAACUCCACAAGGGCCAUCCAGGGAUGCAUCGAAUGAAAGCAGUCGCACGCAGCUAUGUGUACUGGCCGGGAUUGGAUGAGGAGAUAGCCAGUUUCGUCAGAGCUUGUCCACACUGCGCAGCAGCAGCACGGUCUCCUCCGAAGGCGAAUCCUGGAAUGCCGGAACUUCUGGUUACAGACAACGGCACUCAAUUCAAAAGCGAGGAGUUUAGCCAAUAUUGCCGUGAAAACGGAAUACAGCAUGUCACUACGCACAUGCCCUUCCAUCCGCAAUCUAACGGCCAGGCCGAAAGAUUCGUCAACACUUUUAAACGUGCAGUCCGUAAAAUUCAGGAGGGAGAAGGCAACAUAAAGCAGGAUCUGGAUGUUUUCCUUCUCACGUACCGGACUACACCAAACGCAAACGUGUCAGGUGGGAGAUCGCCCGCCGAAGCCAUGUACAAUCGACCGUUGCGGACAUCCAUGGAUCUGCUACGAGCGCCGCGUGAACAGAUGCCAGCAAUUUGCACCGAAGCUACUUCAAGCCAACCGAGAACUUUCACAGCAAAGGAUCCUGUAUACGCUAAGGUCUACGCGAACAAUAAGUGGACUUGGGUAUCGGGCAUCAUAGUCGAGAAGAUAGGCAAGGUGAUGUACAAUGUCCGGUUUAACAAAAAGAUAAUUCGAUCCCACAUCAAUCAACUGAGGGCACGAGCAGCAUCAGAACCGGAUGCUGAGCAGAUGACUCAAUUGAAGAAGCAGCUACCAAUCAACAUCCUGCUGAAUGAGUGGAAGUUGUCUUGUCCUGCAUCACCUGCUGGGUUGGCAGCUACAUCACCACUCCUGGAACAGCAUGUCAAUCCGUCAUCAACAACGUCACCAGCGGAUAUGCCCUUCCAUUCCCAGCAUUCUGUAGAAUAA